Molecule: messenger RNA, 2242 nt
Organism: Silurus meridionalis
Lineage: Eukaryota; Metazoa; Chordata; Actinopteri; Siluriformes; Siluridae
Gene: taf6
Product: TAF6 RNA polymerase II, TATA box binding protein (TBP)-associated factor
Exons: 16
Coding region: 286-2145 (619 amino acids)
Biological process (GO): transcription initiation at RNA polymerase II promoter; RNA polymerase II preinitiation complex assembly
Cellular component (GO): SLIK (SAGA-like) complex; transcription factor TFIID complex; SAGA complex
Molecular function (GO): transcription coactivator activity; protein heterodimerization activity; RNA polymerase II general transcription initiation factor activity
Source: RefSeq, a predicted model, not a curated record
UUGUUGUGUGAAGGUUUUGUGUGUUCUGUCAGGACCUGCAGCUUGAACUCAAAAUGGCGGAUUUUCAGAAAAACGGCUCGGAGCUCUGGGGACUAAAACAAAUAUAAAAUAUAGCGAAUGCUUUUGUACAGUGGAUUUUAAACCCCAGAAAAAACAAGUCGUUCGCACUGGGGCCAAUGUGUGUGUUUCAUGUUAGUGUUGUAUAGAGCUUUCAAUCCGUGCUGUUAGAAUAUCAGCUUUGUGGUGAAAAGUGUGUGUGUGUGUGUGUGUGUGUGUGAGAGAGAGAUGGCAGAGGAGCGCAGGCAGAAGGCGUGUUCGGUUCUGUUCUCCACCGAAUCCAUGAAGGUGAUGGCUGAGUGUGUGGGUGUGUCCCAGCUGCAGGAGGAGAGCUGCGUGGCCCUCAGUGAGGAGAUCAGCUACAGGAUUAAAGAGAUCACUCAGGAUGCGAUGAAAUUUAUGCACCAUGGCAAACGACGCAAACUGACAACAAGUGACAUUGAUCAUGCUCUCAAACUGAAGAAUGUGGAGCCUCUUUAUGGGUUUCAGACUCAGGAUUUUAUUCCGUUCCGUUUUGCGAGUGGUGGAGGACGUGAGCUUCACUUUUAUGAGGAGAAGGAAGUGGACCUGAGUGACAUCAUCAACACACCCCUACCUCGUGUACCCCUUGAUGUUUCACUCAAGGCUCAUUGGUUGAGUAUUGAUGGUGUUCAGCCUGCAAUCCCAGAGAACCCACCUCCAGUAUCUAAAGAACAGCAGAAGUCAGAGUCGUCUGAGCCCUUGAAGGCAGUUAAACCUGGUCAGGAGGAAGAAGGCUCCAUCCAGAGUAAAGCUCAGGGCACCUCCUCAGCAGAGGUCAAAGGAAAGGAGAAAUUGCGUCUGAAGCCCCGCAGUACACAUGAGCUCUCUGUGGAACAGCAGCUCUACUAUAAAGAGAUCACCGAGGCCUGUGUGGGGUCCUGUGAAGCCAAGAGAGCUGAGGCGCUGCAGAGUAUAGCCACAGAUCCUGGUCUGUACCAGAUGCUGCCCCGUUUCAGCACCUUCAUCUCGGAGGGGGUGCGUGUGAAUGUGGUUCAGAAUAAUCUGGCGUUGUUGAUUUACCUGAUGAGGAUGAUGAAGGCGUUGAUGGAUAACCCCACCCUCUACCUGGAGAAAUAUCUGCACGAGCUCCUCCCCGCAGUAAUGACAUGUAUAGUGAGUAAACAGCUGUGUCUGAGGCCAGAUGUGGAUAAUCACUGGGCUCUCAGGGACUUUGCAGCUCGUCUCAUGGCUCAGAGCUGCAAAACCUUCAGCACCACCACCAACAAUAUCCAAUCUCGCAUUACCAAGACCUUCACCAAGGCAUGGUUAGAUGAUAAGACCCAGUGGACGACUCGUUAUGGUUGUAUUGCUGGUCUUUCAGAACUCGGUCCUGAUGUGAUAAAGACGUUGAUAAUCCCUCGUUUGUCAGUGGAAGGCUCUCGGAUUAAAGCAGUAAUUGAUGGACCAGUUGUGUCUAAUAUCGAUAAAAUCGGGGCUGAUCACGUGCAGAGUUUAUUACUGAAGCACUGUGCGAGUGUGCUCUGUAAGCUGCGCUCAGCUCCUGAUGUAGUGGAUCAGUACAGAAAUGAUUACGGGUAUUUGGGUCCGAUGCUGUGUUCACAUGUAAUAAAAGCUCGAACACAGAACGUCCUACAGAGCCAGAGUGUGAACAGAACCACCCUGACCAUCACACAGUCUAGACCAUCCCUGUCUGUGUCUCAGAGUAGUGUGAGUGGGUCUCGAACUCCCAGCAUAAUUAAAGUGCCGAGCUCUCUCACCCUCAUGUCCACUCGGCCGGCCACGCCCACACAGCCAUCGCCCCCGGCCACAAAAUAUAUUGUCAUGGCAACCAGCGCAGGCCCCGCCUCCACACAGCAGGUGAUUACUCUAAGCUCCUCCCAGUCCAGCUCUCCUGUCACCAGCACAGUGCCAAGUGGCUCCGCCCCUCUGCAGCCGCUUGUUAAGCUGGAGUCAGGGGUCACAGGGUCAGUUUCGGGGUCGCGACCUGUACAGAAAUACAUAGUCGUGUCUUUGCCUUCAUCAUCAUCAUCUCUGGAGAAGAGCAACACAUCACCCAUUAGCACUGAGACCAAACCUGAACACACAGACACACACAUGACUGGCUGAACACACACACAGCAUGGGCCGAACAUACACACACGCACACACCUGACAUGCUGAACACACACACAGAGCAUGGGCCGAACAUACACACACACACACA